Molecule: messenger RNA, 678 nt
Organism: Trichoplax adhaerens
Lineage: Eukaryota; Metazoa; Placozoa; Uniplacotomia; Trichoplacea; Trichoplacidae
Exons: 3
Coding region: 1-678 (225 amino acids)
Source: RefSeq, a predicted model, not a curated record
AUGGCGGAUAUCAAUAGCACUAGCAGCGAAAGAUAUUCCAGCUUGGAUAGCAUCGCUGUCUCUGAAGAAGAUAUUGCCUUAGGUAGUGCUAGUCUAACUGGUGAUGAUAUCGUUGAAGAACAGGAUGGUAUUCAUGAAAAUUCACUCCAUGACGACAAUAAGGCACAAGAGAGUGUUGAAGAGCAAUCAUGCCAAGUUGAAUUGAAUCUCAGUGAAAAGGGUGAUGAUCUGGACGAAAAUCAACAAUCCAAUCACGAUCUUCCUCCUAGCCCAGUGGAUCAUGAACCCAAAAAUGAUGAUGAUACUGGCGAUCCAGAUAGUAUUGCGUUGGUUAGUUAUACAGUGGAUGAAAGUGGUACAGUUGUUGAAACUCGCGUAAAAGGCCAAGAAAAUAGCCUUACAUCUCCUCCUAUUGUUCCAUAUGAUUUGGUCUAUGUUGAUAAUAGUCAAGGAGAAGAAUUAUCUCAGGAUCAAAUUCCACUUGUCCACUAUGAUGCGAUUGAUACUAAAGUUGUUAGUCAUACCAACGGAACUGCAGAUGUGGAAAACAAUCAAAGUGAAAUUCUGGAUUCUAAUCAAGUUAACGGUCUUCUGCAAGAUAGUGUCGCAGUGGUUAAAAAUUUCAAAGUGAUUUGUAGAAUCACUGUUAGUAGUUCAAGAAAUGAUAGUUUUAAAUGA